UAUUUACACAGUGCUUUUUAGUCCCCAUUAAGGGGAUUCUCUAUUUCAUUCAACUGUUAUCUGUUACACAAAGUGAAUAUUUUUCUGUGGUUUGUGUUUUUGUGUACAUUGUAGAUUUAAAAGUUUUGUAAAUCUAAAUUGUUUUUGCAAAUGUUACUCUUUGAUUUGUUUAUCAUAAAUUUAUUUAAAUUAUAUCCUGAUAUUCAAAAGUAAUUUUUGUUUACCAUAAUGGAGGUGUUGAAUUUGCUUAGAAAAUUAAUUAUAUUUCCAUUAAUCCUUGGACAGUUUAUAAACUCUGCGUAUUCAGAGGUUGAUGUAGAUCCCUUAGGAUAUAUAGUAUAUUGUCCUUGCAUGGGAAGAUUUGGUAACCAAGCUGAUCAUUUUUUGGGAGCUCUUAGUUUUGCACAUGCACUUGAUAGAACUUUAGUUUUACCUCCUUGGGUUGAAUAUCGUUAUGGAGAACCAAAGUCGAUUCAAGUUCCUUUUAAAAAAUAUUUCAAAGUGGAAUCUCUCCAAAAGUAUCAUAAAGUCAUUACGAUGGAGGAGUUUAUGUCUGAUGUAGCUCCUUUAGAAUGGCCCCCAAAUAAAAGAAUUUCUUUUUGUUAUAUGUCUAGAGGUGGAGAUGAGAAUAAAUCAUGUAAUGCUAAAGAAGGAAAUCCUUUUGGUCCAUUUUGGGAUACAUAUUCCAUCAAUUUUGUUGAUUCUGAAUUUUAUGGUCCUUUACACUAUGACGUUCAUCAUCACAAUGUAGUUCAAGAAUGGAAUUCAAAAUAUCCCCCUGAAAAAUGGCAAGUCUUGGCUUUUACUGGUGCCCCUGCAACUUUCCCUGUUCAGGAAGAAAAUCGAAAACUCCACAAAUAUUUAGAAUGGAGUGAUGAGAUAUCUUCAAAAGCCCAAAGUUUUAUCAAAAAUAUCCUACCUAAAGGUGCUUUCAUUGGAAUACAUUUAAGAAAUGGCAUUGACUGGGUUAGAGCUUGUGAACACAUUAAAGAUAGUCCAAAUUUGUUUGCUGCUCCACAGUGCUUGGGCUAUCGGAAUGAAAAAGGCAAAGCAACUCAAGAUAUGUGUCUUCCAACUAAAGAAACCAUCAUAAGACAGUUGAAAAGAGUGAUUAAAACAAUUAACAACUCUGGAAAUGAAGGUAGAAUUAUUAGAUCUGUAUUUGUAGCCUCGGAUAGUAAUCACAUGAUUAACGACCUAAAUAAGGCUCUGAAGAGAAUGAAUGUAGAAGUGUUCAAGUAUCCGGAGAAUAACCCUCAUGUAGAUUUGGCUAUCUUAGGACAAUCUAAUCAUUUUGUUGGUAAUUGCAUAUCAUCUUAUACCGCUUUCGUUAAGAGGGAACGUGAUGUACAUAAAUUUCCUUCUACCUUUUGGGCUUUUCCCAAAGAAAAAAGUAAGAGUAAUAUUCGUGAAGAGCUGUGAGAAAAGUUGUUUUGCAGUGCAGGUCAUUGCAAGCUUAGUUAGUAGGGUAAAGAUCUCAAUAAAUUUGAACAGAAAGAAUAGUUUAAAACUUAAUCGUACGAUUCGAGCAAUAGACUGUUUGACAAAAAGUAUUGUCCUGCUUAUGGAUUUGAAAUAUUUUUAAAUAAUUAUGAGUGUUUUAUCACUCGAAAUGAUUUCUCAAAAAAAAAAAGGUAAAAGGGGUAUUGAAAAUAAACCCUUUGUAUUUUGGCAGCAUCUUUGAAUUUAAUUUUUUUGAUGUCCACUUUUCAUGUGUUCAAUAAACCAAAAUUUGUCAAAUAGCUUAUUUGAUGAAUGGAUAUAGAAAGUAUUCAAGAAAAAAAUUUUAAAUUUAAGGUCUUUUUUUGUGAGACAGACAAGCACUAACAUUGUUCAUUAUAAGUUCUUCUAUCCUAAAAUAAUUUGAAAGGGUAAUACUUGUUUCGACACUACAAAUUUUCUUAUAAAUUUUUAAAAAAAAUAAUUUUGAAAUGCAUAAUUUUUUAUAAUGAUUAACAAUGCAAUUUUACUAGAUGUUUGGGACCUUUUUAAUACUCUCUUGAAACUCCCAUUAUGUUUGAAAUAAACUAAUUUGCAUGUGAAUUUUAAUUUUGCAGUAGGUAUCUGUAAUGAAUAAUUUUUAUGAAUUUAUUUUUUACUAUUGUAAUACUCUUGUAAAAUGGGACAUAAGCAAAGAGGUAUUGGAAGAUAUGUGUAAAUUCUAGUUCUUGUAUUCUGCCUAUUGAAUCAUUUUAUAAAUGUUUUUAUAUUUUAUUUCUAGUCUUUUGUAGCUAAUUUAGAGUAUAAGAAUUCUAAUGCUUUAUGAGUGAAAAUGUGAAAUGAAUUGAUUAUUUUUGUACACAAUCUUGAUAGUAUUUUCCUAAAUCAAAAUUUGAUCUUUGCAUUCUCAUAUCGCACAGAAAAAAUAGAAAUUGUUAUUUUGAUAUACAUCACAAUAAACAGUAUUACAUCAUGA
Harmonia axyridis is the source of this 2416-nucleotide messenger RNA. Its product is annotated as GDP-fucose protein O-fucosyltransferase 1. Gene Ontology annotation, biological process: Notch signaling pathway; protein O-linked glycosylation via fucose. Lineage: Eukaryota; Metazoa; Arthropoda; Insecta; Coleoptera; Coccinellidae. The record is from RefSeq and is a predicted model, not a curated record. Bases 229 to 1422 code for a protein of 397 amino acids. The transcript has 3 exons. Gene Ontology annotation, molecular function: peptide-O-fucosyltransferase activity.